CCUGGAAACAUAGGCAAGGGUAUGGGGUGCAUUAGGCUGGGGUUGAAGAAGUGGCACAAGCUGUCCUUCUCUAUGACCCUACUUUCCUAGUGUCCAUCAGACCUUACCAUAGCCCUCCUUAUCUGGGGAGGCUCCUGCUUACAGUGGUCAGUCACCUAGGAGACCAUCUCUCAGGCUCAAAUCUAUUCUGGGCCUAGGCUGGCUCAGGAGGCAAUACUGACUACCCACUGGGGCAGCCCUCUUGAACCAAACCCAAAGUUACCCCAAUUCUUUAAGUCCCAAUUUCCUAAAGGUAACCCAGAAGCUUGGAGCAAGUGUGGGAAGACCACCCCAGCCCCCUUCCAGUGUUUGCUUCUGCUCCAGCAGAGUCAGCUCCGACCGCGGCAGUCAUAGGCCUCCUUCCACCCCAAACCAGAUGGCCUCCAGUUUGGCCCAGAUGCCAUUUGUCAGUGUCCUUGCAAACAUGUGGCGCCCAGAAACCAAGACAGGCAGCUCGGCCUGGACCACCCCUGGCAGGAGGGCUGUGGGGAUAUCCCAUUCAGCAUAGCUCAGCAAAAACUGCUCCCGUCUUCCUGCUAAUCUACCUCUAAGGAUACAGCCUCAGCUUGCCUGAGCCUUUUGGCUGCCACCCCUCACCACUCAAAGCACACGGACGCGCCUGUGGUCAAGCUGGCGACGGCAUGGCGGCCCUCACGUGUCUGCAGGCAGCCUGCCCUCCACCACUGUCCGGCAGCUGGCCAGGCACAGGCAGUUUGCUUGCAGUUCAUCAGUGGGUCUCUGUUCCCAUCCUGUACUACUAUAUGUCUGGGCCCCAGCUGGUACUUGGAGGUAAGGCCAGCUUUAUGCAGGCUGUCAUAUAGGACAGAUCCCUGAAGGCAGGUUCUAGGCUUUGUCACCCACCAAGUGACCUGGAGCCACUGUAAGUUCACCUACACACCAGGGUAUGAUGAAGGCACCCACAAUGACUAAUGCAUAAGGCUAGAAGGUGAUUGGAGUAUGGGAGAGCCUGGGAAGAAGGCUUCUAGUAGCUGACUCUGCACCUUCUCCCACUUCGGCAUAUGAAACCACCCAGCAGUCCCUCCUGUGGGCAGGGGAGGGGGCCCAGCCUGACCACUCUUUCUCCCCUCUAUCCCAGACCAGAGAUGUUCGUUUCAUUUGUGUCGACACCCCAGGCAGCAUGUGGCCCAAGACCUGAGGCCCCCCAUGGGCCCCCACCACCCUUGCUGCCCAAACCUGGAAAAGACAACCAGAGACUUCAGAAGCUACUGAGAAAAGCCGCCCGGAAGAAGAUGGUGGGAACAAACCUCACCCCACCUGGGGUCUUCCGUACCUCCCUGUCCCCUGUGAGUGAGGCCAGUCAUGACCUGGAGACCACCGUCCAGCGUCCUACUGAAGCCCCUCACUUGGUGGUCCCCCUGCCCCGCUCACCACAUAUCCCCAUUGUUCACCACGUAGCCUCGCCCCUACAGAAGUCCACUGUCUCUUUCAGUCUUCCUCAGCAAAGGUCUCUGGCAGCUCAUUUCAAGGCACCGCCUAGGCUUGAAGCCGCAAUCCCAGAAACUGCCUGGCCCAGCAAUGGCUUUGCCCAUGUAUCUGCCCCUACAGCAGCUGGUACCCAUAUCACCCAAGUGCAUAUCCGGCUGUCACCAUCCUCGCAUACUGGGACAUCCGAGUCCCCCAGGGUGGCCCUGGAUGGGGAUAAAAGCCUGUGUAAUUCUCAUACCCAGCCUCUCAUCCCAGUGGCACACAUUCGCCCACUGCCCACCGGGGUACAGGCAGUCAGUCCUGGGCCUGAGGAGCCCCCUGUAACAAGGCCACCACCCAGCUUUCAGGCCUCAGCAUCCAGAGAGUCAGGUGCUCGAGUGGUGGUACCCAUAGCCCCUACCUACCGCUCAUCUGGACUCUCGCCUUAUAGCCCAGCUCCUGCAGCUCCCGAAGCAGAACACCUAGAGGAGCUGCCCACAGCCAGGCUUGCCAUGGAGCCCAAGCAUGUCUCCAGCCUCCCAGCAGCCUCAGGUCCCUCGGGCCUCCCCCAAUGCCCUGUUCCCAAAGUUGCACCCAAGCCCUGCCUUAGUGGUUGGACACGCCUGAAGAAGCAACUGAUGGAGGACGCAGAGCAGCCUGCAUUUCCAGAGCCGGAGCUGAGCGUGCAGUCUAUGCAACCAGAGGUGCCAGCCCCCAUGGUCCCACAGCCCCCUGCCUCCAGGGCCUCUAGGAUGUGGGACGCAGUGCUGUACCGUAUGUCACUGACUGAGUCCCGUAGAAGCCACCCUGUGGGGCCCGGAGAUGGGGGACACCCCCCAGCCUGCCUCGGUCGCUUGCCUUUUCUGUGCCGACCUCGCUUCAAUGCCCGGAAACUACAGGAGGCUGUCCGGCCUGCUCCUACACUGCACCCCAUCCUGGAGCUACACUCCCAGCCCAAGAACUUCAACCGGACAGCAGCAGGUUGGAGACUCCAGUGAUGUAGCCAGAGUGGCCUCACAGACUCUGGACUGGGGGAGGGGGGGCAGAGACCGACUGAGGCUGAGGAUACAGAGAGAGGGUCUCAGUCCUCACAAGUGAACACAGUGGGUCAGGAUAGUGCAUGGCCAUGGCCAUGGCAGCUGGCUGCUCAAAGGAACCUAUUAGAUAGACACAGACAAGUUGGUGGGAGCGGUAGUGGCAAGUGAGAGAUGUGGAUGAAGCGGGGAGCAUGUGUCUGGAGGCAGUUUGGAGUGGUGGAGGAGAAUGCAAGUUGGAGAAUAUUUAUGGAUGAUGGGAGCCUGACCUCAGGACCAGGGUUCAUAGAGGGCUUUAGGCCCAGUGCAAGCUGGUUUGGGUGAGAGGUAUUCAGAGGUACAUAGGACUGGGCAGUGGAGAAAGGAUGUUCUGUGGUCUCAUGUGUGUCUCUUCUGAUUCCCGUCAGUAAGGGCUUACUGGGUAGGGCUACACUGAGGGCAGGGCUUAGUACAAAUCAUAACCAAGUUUCAACAGUCGGGUAAGGACAGGUCAAACCAGAGGGUUAUAAAGAGGCAGGGGCCAGGCACUAGAGGGACUCCACCCCUAAGAUCUGCCCAACUCUGACAGAACAUCAGCUGUGAGAGGAGGGACCCAAAGGAGCCAGGAGAGGCUCUCCGUCACAGCCACCACAAUGGGAUUCAGCAGGGAUUGGGCCAGAAGUCCUGCUUGGAAUAUGAUGGGUACUAUGGCUGUGGACAGAGCUACCAAUAAAUGUAUGUAUACCCAUACAGGCAUCACCUCUGUGUUUUUCAUGGGAUGGGGAAUGCAGCAGAGUCCCUAGGGGUCUUCAGCAGGGCAGGGGGACAAGCCAAGGUCCCAUCUCCUUUACUGGAUGUAUGGUAACCCACACUUUUGGAUUCUGUGCCACACUCAGUUUCUCCGGGGCCGACUCACAUAUCGUGAGUCUCACUGGAUAUGGUAGGAGUUCCUAAAUAGAGUUUGAGUCUCCUAUGAACAGUACUGGGCCAACCUGAUCCUGCUUGAGGGGAGAGAGUUCCGGGCUUCAGAGAGCCAGGAAGACAGCUGGUAGCCAGACAGAAAACACAGCAACUCUAAGGCCAGGUCUUCAGCCCUCAAGACCUAAGAUAUGGCCCAUCUAGGCCAGUAUGCUCCCGGGGGGACCCAUUUUGUCAUGCU
Alexandromys fortis (reed vole) is the source of this 3636-nucleotide messenger RNA. RefSeq names its product proline rich 33 (gene Prr33). The transcript has a single exon. The coding region runs from base 1059 to 2462 and encodes 467 amino acids. NCBI's taxonomy places the organism in Eukaryota, Metazoa, Chordata, Mammalia, Rodentia, Cricetidae. The record is from RefSeq and is a predicted model, not a curated record.